AUGGCGUUCAAUCUGCCCGGAGCCUGCUUGAUUACGGGAGCAGCCUCAGGAAUCGGCAGGGGCACCGCAAUGGCCAUUGCACAAGAAGGCUGCUCCAGGAUUUUUCUUGUAGAUGUCGACUUUGACGGCCUCCAGAAGACUAAACAGCAAAUCCAAGAGGCCAUUGAAAACGCCAGAGUGGAAAUUCUGAAGGUUGAUAUUUCCAAUGAGCGAUCUGUUCAAGAAAUGGUUGACAAAUGCGUGUCCAUAUUCGGGCGUAUCGACUAUGCCCUCAACAUUGCAGGCGUUGUUCCACAGAGAACGCCCAUUGCAGACGUUACUGUCGAGACAUAUGACAAAGUUGUGAACAUCAACCAUCACGGGACUUGGCUAUGUCACCGAGCAGAGAUCAUUCAAAUGAUGAAGCAAGAACCUCUAGAAGGGCACGGGAACACACGAGGGAGCAUCGUGUCCGUCUCCUCGCUCGCAGGUAUCAAUGCCUCAAGUGGGAUGUCGGUGUACUGCGCAUCAAAACACUCAGUCAUUGGGUUUGCCAAAGUCGAUGCACAAGAUUAUGGUCCGCAUGGCAUUAGAGUGAAUGUGAUAUGUCCUGGAAUGAUUGAUACAGAUCUAUUUCGAGCCACGAGUCCGCCCGACGCACCUGCUGCGUUGACAGCCAUAACUCCAGUCCGACGCCUGGGGAAUCCGUCCGAUGUGGCUUGGCUAGCUGCGUUCUUAUGCAGUGUAAAGUCGAGUUUCAUCCAUGGAGCGGUGAUACCAUGUGACGGAGGCCUGGCUUUACAGAGAGGUGUUAUUUAG
Molecule: messenger RNA, 798 nt
Organism: Exophiala aquamarina CBS 119918
Lineage: Eukaryota; Fungi; Ascomycota; Eurotiomycetes; Chaetothyriales; Herpotrichiellaceae
Exons: 3
Coding region: 1-798 (265 amino acids)
Source: RefSeq, a predicted model, not a curated record